AUGUCAUCUCGUCCGGAACUGCAAUCACAGCCAGAGAUAUUCUACAACGAUGAAGAAGCUCGCAAGUACACUUCCUCUUCUUGCAUCAUCGAAAGUCAGGCUCAACAGUCGGAGAGAGAUAUGGAGCUUCUUGCUUUGCCUGAUGAUGGGGUCCCCAGAUUACUUAUUGACAUUGGAAUUGCAUUGGAGCGUGAGGUUGAGGGUGAUCUUAUGCUUGCUGACAUGGGUCAGGAUGAAGGAUUUCGUCCUGGAGUUAUUGAUGGAGCUAUCAAUAUCUCAGCUGUUCAGUGGUUAUGCAAUGCUGACAAGACCUCCCAUGAUCCUCGAUUAAGAUUAAAGGCUUUCUUUGGAUCAUUAUAUAGAUGUUUGACAAGGGGAGCUCGAGCAGUACUUCAAGUAUACCCUGAAAAGCUUGCCCAGCGUGAGUUGAUCCUAGGAUUUGCCAUGCGUUCUGGAUUUGCUGGUGGUGUAUUUGUUCACAACCCACACAGUACUAAGAAAAGAAAAGAAUACCUUGUGCUAAAUUGUGGUCCACCAUCUUUGAGUGCUGCCACUCCACAAGGGAAAAGAGAACAAGAAGAAAGUUGCUCAGAUGAUGAGGGUAGUGGAGACAAAGAAAAUCAGACAGUGUAUUCUAGUGUGUGCAUUUCAGGCAGGCAGAGGCCUAGGAAAAAGCAAAAGAUAACCAAGAAGGGGAAUGGAAGAGAGUGGGUAAUGAAGAAGAAGGAACAAAUGAGGAGAAGGGAAAUGUCAUGCCUCCAGAUACAAAAUACAAAGCUCAAACGAAAGGCUCGAUUUUGAUCGCAUGUCCAUACGUAAAUAUGUACUUCUGGGGGUCUAUUGUGGCAUUACUUGUUUUGUGCAGCGAUUUGGGCACAAGUGGUUUCUACCUUGGGUUGAGCGACUUAUGUAUGGUCAACAUCCAGCUUCAACUUAGUUCAACCACAAAAAUUAAGGCAGCAAAACGGGAAUGUUGUAACCGGCCUUGUUGACCUUGGGGUGUUACUUGAUGACUAUCUGAACUCUAGUAAUUUUAUCUGUUCUAUUUAUUUCUAUGGCAUGGAAUUGCUGGCAUCUCAGUCCCUUAUCUCAUCUGAAUAGCACCAAAGACAAGGCUUUUUAUUAAAUUGAACAUGUAUUUUGUGUGUGG
Molecule: messenger RNA, 1150 nt
Organism: Ilex paraguariensis (yerba mate)
Lineage: Eukaryota; Viridiplantae; Streptophyta; Magnoliopsida; Aquifoliales; Aquifoliaceae
Source: the annotation of a GenBank genome assembly